GCGCUGUGAGGUAACCGAAGAGAAGAGCAGAGCUCGCGCUCGUCUAUGAACAAUUUGGGGACGAAAAAAGGGAUAAAUCACCCCUAACACCCUGGUGGGAAUCAUGGGGAGUGUGUUCCUGCCAGCGAACGCAGCCCACUCGUUACUGAGGCGGCUGCGGAGGGCCAACUUCCUUUUAGAGGAGAUAAAACUAGGCAACAUCCAGCGAGAGUGUCGUGAGGAGGUCUGCACCUAUGAGGAGGCCCGCGAAGCUUUUGAGAAUAAUGAGAAGACGAAGCGCUUUUGGGAGGAAUACGUUCGGGAAAGUAGUCCACCUGGAGGACUGAAUUCGGUGGUGGGCGGGGCUCAGUCUCUCUACGUGAUUGUGCCAUUGGUGCUGGUUGGGCUCAUCGUUGCUGUCAUCGCCAUCACCGCGUGGCGCUGCCACUCCCGAAAACGCUCGCAGAACAGCCCCGGCCUGGGACACUCUCAUCACAACCACGUCCUGUCAGUGGUCUCUAUGGACCAGUGGGGGAGGGAUUACCAUCACGGUGACCAGUCUGAACUCAGCAUCCACAGCAGCCCGGUCUUUCCGGGUUCUGAGGUCACAUCAGGGAGGGGAAGCGCAGGAGAUCCGCCGCCAUCUUACGAAGAGGCUGUGGGACAUACAGAUGUCCAAAUAGAGACGGAGCCUCCUCCCCAGUAUGAGGAUAUAAUGAACACCAGCUCUAGCAGAAUAAUCAGCGGUCAAAGGAAGUAAAUACAUUUUUUCACUACCAUCCAAACUAAGGUUCUAACUUACACUAAGACUGUCUUAUUGAUUAUCAGUGCUACUACUGUGGAAUCACCAGCCUUCCUCGUCCAACAUGCACAGCAGAAACACAGUAAUUGCCAUUUCAGUGGACUAAAGCGAUCUUUGCUGUUUCCAGCUCUGCUGAGAUUUGCACUAACCUUUUAUCACUAAAAUGAAGCAAAGGCAAGAAGGAUAAGGUGAUACCGGAAUACAUAAACCAACACCUCAGCUUCAUUCCUUUCAGUUGGGUACUUUUCUUUUAGUCAGUACACAUGAUACAUGCUGCAGGUGUGAAGGACAAAGGUUUUUCUUUAUGUUCAAGGGACAACUAUUCCAGGUGUAUAGGGCUUGGAUUGAUGCUUCUUUGUAGAUUAGUGACAAUUUUUUAGACAUUUUUGGCUAACAUCAGAUAUAGU
This is a messenger RNA of Nematolebias whitei (Rio pearlfish), 1188 nucleotides long. It is a transcript of the gene prrg1, whose product is annotated as proline rich Gla (G-carboxyglutamic acid) 1. Bases 104 to 739 code for a protein of 211 amino acids. Lineage: Eukaryota; Metazoa; Chordata; Actinopteri; Cyprinodontiformes; Rivulidae. Gene Ontology annotation, cellular component: extracellular region. The record is from RefSeq and is a predicted model, not a curated record. Gene Ontology annotation, molecular function: calcium ion binding. The transcript is spliced from 4 exons.